This is a messenger RNA of Penicillium samsonianum, 2684 nucleotides long. RefSeq names its product putative G-patch domain protein. Gene Ontology annotation, biological process: mRNA splicing, via spliceosome. Bases 24 to 2684 code for a protein of 886 amino acids. NCBI's taxonomy places the organism in Eukaryota, Fungi, Ascomycota, Eurotiomycetes, Eurotiales, Aspergillaceae. Gene Ontology annotation, cellular component: nucleus. Gene Ontology annotation, molecular function: RNA binding. The transcript is spliced from 6 exons. The record is from RefSeq and is a predicted model, not a curated record.
UUUCUUUCAAAUGCUUAUCAACUAUGCCGCCUCCGUAUCGAAACGAUAAGCUUUCUUCGGGCUCAGCUCGUCGACCCUUUCCUUCGCGAAAUGACCGUGAUGGCCGCAUGUAUGAUGAUCGAUCGCGAUCUCGCUCGCCUGACACCUUCGACACAGGGCCAAUUUCUCCACGUGGUAUUGAACUGUGGCUGACUUUGUUCUCAUUUGAAUUGAUAAAUAAAGAUCGUGCACGCUCGCCUCGAAGACUAGCCGCCGACAGCAGACUCGAGUACCCCAGAGACCGAGAAUCUGGACAAGGCUACCGAAGCCAUGAUCGAGAUGAUUAUCGCCGUCGAACUUCGCACUCAUCUCCUCAUAGGGGCAGAAACACAUACAAAGACCGCGACCGAGAGGGUUAUCGAAGCGCGAGUGACAAUCGAAGCCGAAGUCGCAGCCGUGGAGGCCAGUCCCAUAUAGGACAGGUGAGCCAAGAAGUGAGGAUGGAUGGACUUCCGGUGGACAUGACAGAAGAGCAUAUCUCAGCUGAACUCAGCAAUGCCUAUCAUACCGACGGCCUGGAAGAUAUUCGGGUCAUUCGUGACCGAAACACGAAGUUGUCGCGGCAACUAGGGUUUCUGCGAUUUUCCACGAUUGAGGCAUCGCGCGAAUUUGUCGAACGCAACCACCCUUUUAUCUUCUUUUAUGGACCCACAAACGACCGAAGUACCCAAGUACGCAUAGCUUACAGCCGUGAGAGGGAAGACCGAGCUCGUGCAAGAGGCGCAAGUGAAUGGAACUGCAGAACGGUAAGUCAAUGUGGUGGCCCGGAGCCCCGGGGAACCUGCCUUCCCAUGCCGGAAGUACCUAGGGACCUAUUCAUUGUUCUCCGCUUACAAAAUCAGUGUCUCAUUUCCAACUUCCCCACACGUACACGUUGUUACAAGUGCGGUACUCCACGACCCGGUUCGUACACCAUCACCAUUCCUCUCGCAAUCCUCUUUCCAGCACUAACCAUUCAAGCAGAUAUGGAUGCUACCGGUCCCCCUGGAGUUUCGGCUCCCAAGAUAGCUAACGAUGGUGAUAAUGAUGUUGCUCCUGAGAACCAGCCUUCCCAGUUCCUCUUAAUUCGUGGUCUGGAGGCGUCUGUCACAGAGGAGCUUCUUGCAAAAGGAGUUUCCAAACUGUACCGGCCAUCUGGCAACAAUGACAGCGCUCCUGAGAAUCAGAAGAAGGGAUCUAAGGUAGCCUCGACCACUGGUGACAGCAACUUGGGAGCGCGCGAAGGCUCCCUCCGUCGCGUGCUCCUUGUACGUGAUCGCCGAACCAAUGAAAGCUGGCGUUUCGGAUUCGCAGAAUUCGCAGGAAUCAAUGAUGCACAAGCUGCAAUGACGCGGCUCAAGUCUUUCGAAAAGUUUACCAUCUCCUCCAAGCAGGUGUUGGUCACCUACAUUCAUGGCGGAGUGUUUGUUCCAGUUAUGAACGCUCCAUCCGGUGCUAGCUACUACACAUUCAGCCCAUCUAACAACCCAUCACUGAAGUUGAGGUACUGGGACGAUGAAGCAUAUGUGAAGGAACUCGUGCUGUCAACCGAGGAAGAUGAUGCCGCGCAGGAGCAGAAAGCCAACCAGACAACCUCCAACCAUGGAGAUGCCCAAGCCAAGGGCAUGAAGGACUCCGAUAAGGCCGAUGGCCCGGCGAGUGCGAAUUCCAAGAAGCUUGCAAUGCCAUCCCAGCUCCAAUUCUGGAGUGACCGUCACGCUGAGCUCCAUGGAAUCAACAGAGAUGAUGCUGGCAACCCCGCAGAGGGCUCGACAUCCGCAACUCCGGCGACUGACUCGACUGCUCCAACUGUUCCAACUGCUCCAACUGACCCAACUGCUGCACCGGCUCCAUCAUUUGCGGACUUCAACAAUAACUGCUGCCUCUUGUGCAUGCAACAGAUGGUGAAUGCAGGUCAUCUCAGAUACCACGAGCGCACCAGUGAUAUCCACGCCGAAAACCUGAAAGAUGUCAAACUGAGGGAACUCGGCGUCUGCUGGCUGAUGACUAAUGGUAUCGUGCCCUUGCCAACUCCAAACUACAAAGACAGCAAGGAUGAAUACCGUGACGGACUUGAGCAAGAAUAUUCCAUCCCUCCAACACCUCGAUCGUUUGCAGACCUAAAGCGGAACUGGUGCCUCUUGUGCUUCCAAAACUUUGAUACUCCGGUGGAAGUGCUCAUCCACGACCGCGUCAGUGAAUACCACCGAAAGGAACUGGAAGACGAAGAAGCGAUCAAGUGGGGCCUGGACCAGCUUAACCAGGCGGGUAUCGCACAGGAUAUCGUGCCGGCGGCUCCAGAAUACCGAGACCGCGCAAAGGAGCGCCGCCAGGCUUUCGGACGUGAUGAUGCCAAUGCCCGCCAGAGAGCCCCCGAACCAAAAGAAGAGGACGAGACACCCGUGCAGACAACCUCGAUCGGUGCUUCUCUUCUCAGCAAGAUGGGCUGGUCCGAAGGAUCUGGCCUUGGUGCGCAAGGAACCGGUGUCACCGCGCCGAUUCCUACUGAAAUCUAUGCCCAGGGUGUGGGACUGGGUGCGCAAGGAAGUCGACUGGGUGAGGCAACCGAGGAAGCUGGUCGGAACACUAGGGGUCGGUACGACGAAUUCCUGGAGAAGACCAAGGAUGCCGCACGCCAGCGCUACGAGGAUAUGGACCGUUCCUGA